GAAUGCGGAAGUACGCAUUGCCGCUCUCAUGUUGAUGUGAGCAUGAUGAUGGCUAGGAUAAACUCGGAACUUGAAACAAAUAUGAAUAGGUAUGCUGCAGAACAGGUAUUUUUGUGAAACUGAAUUCUCACCGCGGCGGAGGAAACCCUUUAGUAACACGCCAUGUCACAAAAGGACCUGAAGGAGGCGUUUGUCAGUAAUCUCAACGGGACCAGUCUCCAGGAAGUGGCGCUGGGUUCCCUCCUCUCUCCAGUGUGCUUCAUCAACAGAGGACUCAUCCUGAUCCUCUACUAUCAGGCCAAAGAGACCCUUCCACUGCCACUCCCCCUGUUGUCUCACCUGUUUCUAGACUUCUCCGUGCUCAUCCUUCCCCUCGUUCUGUCCUGCACCAUCCUGAGCAGCGUUCUCCAACACGUCAUCCCGAGCCUGCUCUUGGUUACACUUUGCGUGUCCUGCUACGUCCAUCUUAAAAACCAGCAUCGGCAGAGUACUGUCAGCAGUUUUCUUCAGAGUCAUGUCCAAUUCAAGCAGAUUCCCUUUGUCACGAUAUUCAGAGUGCUUGUAAAUGUCAAAACAGCCAUCAGCAUUCUUGCUGUAGACUUCAGUGUGUUUCCGAGACGCUAUGCUAAGACGGAAACCUACGGGACAGGUGUGAUGGACUUUGGUGUGGGGGCGUAUGUUUUUGCCAACGCUCUUGUUUGUCCGGAGGCUCGGGGAAAGAGCUUCUCAACAUCCAGGGUGAAUCACAUCAAAAAGCAGCUCCUCUCUGUGUGGCCCCUGCUCGCUCUCGGUAUGGGACGGCUGGUUAGCGUCAAAAUGACCGGCUACCACGAGCAUGUGACAGAAUACGGCGUCCACUGGAAUUUCUUCUUCACACUCGCCAUCGUCAGAGUUGUUGCUUCUUUGCUGUUGGCCGUUCUGCCAGCCAAUCGGUCGUGGGCGUAUGCAGUUAUGAUCAGUGGACUUUAUCAGCUUGCUUUGGAGAAAACGGAGCUGAAGGCGUUCAUUCUCCACAACAACGACCGAGAAAAAGACUUUCUGCAUGCUAACAAGGAGGGCAUUUUCUCCGUCGUGGGCUAUGUAGCGCUCUACCUGGCAGGAGUUCAGGUUGGACUCUACGUCAUGCAGCCGAGAUCCCUGGUUCGACAGUGGCUUAAAGUACUCUUCAACCUCUCAUUUGUGUCUCUUGCCCUGUUCGCUGCUCUGUGGGUGUGUCAGACCCUCACAGAGCCAGUGUCUCGCUGCUUAGCUAAUUUAUCUUUCUGCAUCUGGAGCGUUGCCCAGUCGCUGUUGUUUCUGUGCUGCAUCGGUUUCGCUGAUAUGGUGUUACUGUUUUCCAAAAAGACGUCGGGCUGUCAUCUGGUCCCCUCGUCGUGGAGUUUGUGUAAAAAACAAUCGGACUCUGACCAAAAGACGGACGACAUGGACGGACUGUGCCUCGUCCAAGCUGUCAGCAGGAAUCAGCUGUUGUUUUUCUUGCUCGCUAAUGUCAUGACAGGAAUGACCAACUCUGUGGUGGACACCCUGAGCUGCAGCAGUUUGUUGUCAGUGUGUGUUUUAGUGUUGUACAUGUUCAUGAAUUGCUUUGUGAUUUAUCUCUUACACGUUUGUGGAAUCACAAUUAAAUUCUGGUGAGGUUGAGUUUGUAAAACUGCGAGAUGAAUCCGUAUCAUGGGGCUGGAAUUAAAUGUUAAAAUACUCUUACUAUUAUUUCAAUCAGCAGAGAUGUGAAUAAAGAAAAUGAUUUUUUUUUACGAUAACAUGGAAAUGUGACUUGAGAGAAAGACUUUGCUGCUUGGACCCUGUGGACUCUAUGAUUCUUAGCAUUAACAGAAUAAAUCCUCCCCAUGGAGUCCAGACCCUGGUGCUGGUGGAUCUGCUGACUAGUUGAGACCGAAUGGUUGAAGAAUUGAUGGAUGAUGAUUCUGUGAUGGCGAGGUGGAGGGGCGUAUGAAACAUCUGCACGAAGGAACUGUAAAGGCAGAGGAGGAAUCAUAUUUGAAUAGGGGAGCAGAACAAUGAUAGGCUGACAACGAGGGUGGAACGCCAUGCGAUUGAUUAGAUGAGCACAGAUGACCAGACCGCUAAUUAACCAAUGACAGCCCCAGAAAAUGACAGUGUGAGAGAAUGACAGUGAGAGUGCGAGAGAGGGAUGAAAGAGAGAUGGACCCGACCAUUAAGGCAAAUACAAAAUCUUCCUGACUGAUCAUAGAGCUUCAUUCAUAAAAGAGUCAUCUGAGUUGCUGAAUAUUUACUGUGUGUGCUUUGUUUAUAUGUGCAAAUGAAAGUUCUUAUUCCCUCUGUGUUGUGAGCAGAGAGUCUAGCAUUUAAACGCAAACAAUAUUCCUCUGCAUUAUUGUCCUUUGACCUAAAGCACCAUCUUUACUAUCGGACUGCAUCUGAUUGGGACAACUUUAAAGGUCUUUGUAGGAGCGCUGGAUAGCCUAGCGGUUAUGUCGUGCGCACCAUGUACAGAGACUAUAGUCGUCGUUGCAACGGCCGUGGGUUUGAAUCUGACCUCGGCCCCUCAGCUGUGUGUCAUCCACCCACUCUCUCUCCUCCCAACAUUUCCUGUCUCUCCUCAGCUGUCCUCUCUAAUAAAGGCAAAAAAGCCCCAAAAAGUGACUUUAAAAAAAGUUCUUUGUUGUGGUGAUUAGACUAAUCCAUACAUAAUACAUCCACUAGUGUAUCAUUUGAUUGCAUUUAAAUUGUAAAGGAUGUUUAAGUUAAACUGAAAUCUAAACAAUUAUUUUGGCAUAUGAGUACAUAUUGGACAAGAGGAAGGUCUGUAGAAGCAGAGUAGGGUUAGCAGGCACAAUUUCACCAACUACUAAGGUGUAUGAAGAGUGAAAGGGUUGAAGAGGUCAAAAAGCUCCAGCAGCACUUGUAGAACGAAGAUCAACUUUAUUAACUUUCUUGCGUUUCAGCGUGUGGCCUUCAUCAGGGUCAUAGUCUGUUUUUCCGCUCACACCAAAGAGAGCUGAUUUGUCUAGACUCUAAUUUAUACAACAGGAAAUGUUCUCUUUAAGACGUUAAAACAUGCUCUUCAUUCAACUGAUGUAACCUGUCAGUGGCUAUCACCUUUCUUUCAUGGACUCAAACAGGUGCGUCUCAAAAUAUUCUACGGAUGGAUGUCAAUGUUUUUAGAACGACUGCUUGAGCUACUAAAUCCCAGGUUUGACUCAGAGUGCUAAUUUAAUUUUAAUUUGUUUUGUAAAUUGUGCUUUGUCUCUUUUAUGUCUCUGUGUGUAACUUUGUGCUUUUGCUGCUGGCUGUAUUGGCCAGGUCUCCCUUGGAAAAAAAAAAGUUCUUAAUCUCGACGGGACCAACCUGGUGAAAUAAAUCUUAAAUAAAUAAAUAAAAUAAAACACGGAUCACUUUAUGUAAAA
Messenger RNA from Labrus mixtus (cuckoo wrasse), 3389 nucleotides. It is a transcript of the gene pigw, whose product is annotated as phosphatidylinositol glycan anchor biosynthesis, class W. Lineage: Eukaryota; Metazoa; Chordata; Actinopteri; Labriformes; Labridae. The record is from RefSeq and is a predicted model, not a curated record. Bases 163 to 1635 code for a protein of 490 amino acids. Gene Ontology annotation, molecular function: glucosaminyl-phosphatidylinositol O-acyltransferase activity. Gene Ontology annotation, cellular component: endoplasmic reticulum; membrane. Gene Ontology annotation, biological process: GPI anchor biosynthetic process; protein localization to plasma membrane. The transcript is spliced from 2 exons.